AAUGCAAGAGAAUUUCAUGUAUUUUUCUAUAAUGGCGAUACAAUCUCGAAAAUCUGCAAUCAUUGCUUUGAAAUCGUUGCUUUCAGUCUUCAGUUGCUUUAUUUCUACGUGAAGAAUACCGUUUUGAUAACACGUAUAAAUUGUAACCUAAACGUUAAAUAUUCGAUAUAAACAUAGAUACGGAUAGAAAGUACAAUUGUAAAAUAAUUAUCCAGAUUGCUUCCUUUGAAGGGAGAAUAAUUGACAUUUGUUUUUCUGCAUUCCUUAAAAGUAUUUUUAUGAAAUAUAAAGGAGUUCACAAUAUAUAAAUAUAUAAACCAUUGCAAGUAAAUACAGUCUUCUUUAUUUCACAAGACAGCACCCGACUUCUUUAGCAAUCGUUCUUUAAUAGAAAUUGAUAGAAAUAAAUCAUGUCUGCGAGUACUUCUUCUUUCCACACAGAAAAAGAAUUAGAUUUAAGUAACGCUGGCAGAGGUGUAUGGCUAGUCAAAGUGCCUAAAUAUAUCGCGAAUAAAUGGGAGAAAGCACCUGGGAAUAUAGAAGUUGGAAAAUUAAAAAUAACUAAAAACCCUGGUCAAAAGGCUGAGGUAUCUCUCAAAUUAUCAGAGGCUGUCUUAGCCUUAAAAGAAGCCGGAGAAGAAGAAAUUCCUAAACAACAUAGAUUAGAUGUUACAACAGUAACAAAACAAAUGUUAGGUGUAUUUUCUCAUGUUAUGCCAUCGAAUAACUCUGAUUCUAUUGUUCCUGAAACUGAAAAGCUUUACAUGGAAGGGAGAAUUGUACAAAAAUUAGAAUGUCGACCAUAUGCUGAUAAUUGUUACAUGAAGUUGAAAUUACAAAGCAUUAAGAGGGCUUCUGUACCGCAAAGGCAGGUUCAACAAUUGGAUAGGGUGGUUCAAAAUUUCAAGCCUGUUUCUGACCAUAAACAUAAUAUUGAAUAUGCAGAGAAGAAGAAAGCUGAGGGUAAAAAGAUGCGAGAUGAUAAGGAUGCAGUAUUGGAUAUGUUGUUUGCAGCAUUUGAAAAACAUCAGUAUUAUAACAUUAGAGAUCUUGUGAAAAUUACAAGACAACCAAUUGUAUAUUUAAAGGAGAUAUUAAAUGAAGUUUGUAACUAUAAUCUAAAAAAUCCUCAUAGAAAUAUGUGGGAGUUAAAGCCUGAGUAUCGACAUUACAAAGAAGAGGAAAAACCGGAAGGUUCUCAAAAAAAAGCUGAUGAGUCGGAUGAUGAUUAAUUGAUGAUAUUUGUAUAUACGCUUAUUUCUUUUUUGUUUAAUCAAUUGAAUUGCAAUUAGGAAUAGAAUAUUUUGUAUGAUUUUAAUCUCGAGGCUGUGCAAAAUUUAGACAUUUCUGACAAAUAAUUUAGAUUUCUACAUUCUUAAUGAUUUGAUUACAUUGUGUCAAUAAGGAAUAGAAAUUAAGAUUAUAACAAACACGUUAUCUCUUUAUUUUCUGAACACAUACAAUUAGCAGUUGAAACAACUACUUGUAUUACAUUAGCAGUCGAAACUUUUUAUUGUUACGUAAGACAAAAUUGUAAAUUUAUAAAGUAUGUAUUUAUACUUCCUUAAAAAAUGCAUUGUGUUGUUUCAAACACGCAGUUGUUACAAAUAUUAAAAUAUUUCUUAAAUUGUAAAUAAAAGUCAACAUAUUCUAUACAUACAUUAAAA
Hylaeus anthracinus is the source of this 1667-nucleotide messenger RNA. It is a transcript of the gene TfIIFbeta, whose product is annotated as general transcription factor IIF subunit 2. Gene Ontology annotation, cellular component: transcription factor TFIIF complex. Gene Ontology annotation, biological process: transcription initiation at RNA polymerase II promoter; transcription by RNA polymerase II. NCBI's taxonomy places the organism in Eukaryota, Metazoa, Arthropoda, Insecta, Hymenoptera, Colletidae. The transcript is spliced from 6 exons. The record is from RefSeq and is a predicted model, not a curated record. Bases 411 to 1232 code for a protein of 273 amino acids.